Yamadazyma tenuis ATCC 10573 is the source of this 1419-nucleotide messenger RNA. RefSeq names its product NAD(P)/FAD-dependent oxidoreductase. Lineage: Eukaryota; Fungi; Ascomycota; Pichiomycetes; Serinales; Debaryomycetaceae. Gene Ontology annotation, cellular component: cytoplasm. The record is from RefSeq and is a predicted model, not a curated record. Gene Ontology annotation, molecular function: oxidoreductase activity.
AUGCCCACAGAAAAACAGUAUUUCCCCUUGGACGGUUACACCAAGUCUUUUUGGUUAGGUCUUGAAGAUCAAGAAGAGUUUUCGUCCCACAGAACCACCCGCGAACUUCCCCUGGAAGUUGACGUGUUGGUGAUAGGAUCCGGUUAUGCAGGAGCUUCCACUGCCCACUACCUCUUGCACCAGGAUCCGGCGUUAAGGGUCGCGUUGUAUGAAGCCCGCACCGCGUGCUCGGGCGCCACGGGCCGUAAUGGCGGGCAUGUCAAGCCCUACUACCACCGCAACUACGAUCUCUACCUCCAGAUGUUGGGUGAGAAGGGCGCGGCUGAGGUCGUCAACUCAGAGUACGACCAUUUGUGGGCUAUCAAGAAAAUCGUUGACGACAAUAAUAUCGACUGUGAUUUUUUUUUAACCAGAGCCUGUGAUGUGUACCCUGAUAAAGAGGAUUCUCGUGUCGCCAGAGACCUAGAGGCUGCGAAAAGUAUGUUGGCCAAUCCGCACAUUUAUCCGGAGAUGAAGAAACAGUUUCAGAUUUUCCACGGCGCGGCUGCAAGAAUGAUCUCCAAAUCUCCUCAAACUGACAUAGCUUUUACAUAUCCUGCUGCCAGCUGCUGGCCAUGGAAGUUGUUCAUUUCAAUCUUAAAGAUGUGUGUAGCCAAGGGCUUGAAUCUUCAGACAAACACUUUGGUCACCAAAGUGACGUCCACUGACAAUGGCAAAUGGGUGGUUCAUACUCCCCGUGGAACCACUAUUUGUGGUAAAGUGGUCUACUGCACAAAUGGAUACACAAAGGGAUUGUUGGAGGAGUUUUCAAAUACAAUUGUGCCACAAAGAGGCGUUUGUUGCAGUAUAGAGGCUGCUGACAAAGAUCAUACCCCACAUUUGACAAACACCUAUGGUCUCUUUACCUCCAGACCAAAUAGUGACUAUCUCAUCAACAGACCUGAUGGGACCAUCAUUGUGGGGGGCCGUGAUGAGUCUUUGAUCAAGCCAAACGGGGAUAUUUCUGGGUGGUUUGACUGUGUGGACGAUACUUAUGUUGACGAGGUAUCCAAGGCAGAGUUUAAGGAUUACAUGAAGAAGCGGUUUUCGACGUGGGAGAACACCGACUCCGACGUCAGCAAAAUCUGGUCUGGGAUCUUGGGCUUCACCAACGACUAUUUGCCGUAUGUGGGAGAGUUGGAUGUCAUUGGUAAGAAAGGCUGCUACAUCGUUGCGGGAUUCCACGGCCAUGGUAUGCCCCGAGUUCUUUUCAGUGCUAAGGCAGUUGCCACAUGUAUCACACAGAACAAGAAGGUCCAUGAGCUUGAGUACACAAUUCCAAAGGGGUUCUUUGUGAGUAAGGAGAGAAUAGAGAAGCCAAAUGUGUAUGAGCAAGGUAUCCACAAGUUCGUCAAGGAACACUAUGACGCAAAGUUGUGA